Molecule: messenger RNA, 1695 nt
Organism: Salvelinus namaycush (lake trout)
Lineage: Eukaryota; Metazoa; Chordata; Actinopteri; Salmoniformes; Salmonidae
Product: transport and Golgi organization protein 1 homolog
Exons: 19
Coding region: 43-1695 (550 amino acids)
Biological process (GO): protein secretion; vesicle cargo loading; endoplasmic reticulum to Golgi vesicle-mediated transport
Cellular component (GO): endoplasmic reticulum membrane; endoplasmic reticulum exit site
Source: RefSeq, a predicted model, not a curated record
CUUGUCACCCUGUUUUAUGAGUAUCUUGGAAUAUAUGGUGUUAUGAUGGUCACCAGCCUGCCAGAGCACUGGAAGCCAGGUCCAGACUUCUACGGCGUGUCCUGUGAACCCGUGCUGGUCACUGCAGGUGCCGGGGUCAUCGGCUUCCUCUUCUGGAGGAGCAUUCUAUCUGUCAAAAGCAAGUCAUAUCUAAAAAUGGUGGACAGGAUGAAAAAGCUUGAACAAGAGAAGAAGGAGAUACUCCAAAAGGUCGCUGAACUGCAGCAACAGGGCGAAGAACUUAAAGAAAAGCAAAAGCUGUCUGAAAAAUCUGCCACUUUAUCUCUGGAGAAGAUCCAGGAAUUGGAGAAUAUUGUGCAAGAGAUGGAGACACAAAAUGAGCGCCUGGACGAGGAAAAUAACUUACACGCCAUAUCCUUUGACAAAGAGCGGGCCAAUACUGCGAAACAUGAAGAUAUGAUGUCCGAAAUGGACAAAACCAUUGAGAAGUUGAAGCGCAGCAAGAAGAAGACCCAGGAUGCACUCUCGAAGUCUACCAUUCUGAUGGAUGAAGCCAAGCUCCGCGAAGAUGCCCGGAAUGUCCAGGUCCAGGUUCUAGAGAAGGAUAUUGCCACCCUGAAGGAGGAGAACCUCUUGCUGCACCAUGCUGCCAAGUUGUGGGAGGAGAAGCACAGGGAAACAAGCGAGCAGAUCAAAGUCUACCAGAAGUCCCAGAAAGACCUGGAGGAUUCCCUCCUUCAGAAGGACCACAACGUUCUAUCUGACCUGCUAGGAGACCUGGAGGCCUGCGAUGACCUGAAAGGUGGAGUUGUUGCUAACGGGGUAGCCUCUAACGACAAGCAGACCAUCAUCCAAAACCGCCAUAAGCAAAGGAUGGAUGUCUCUCGGGUCCAGACCACUCUGUCUGUUGUGGAGGAAGAGCGCGAUCGCUUCAUGACCAAGCUGCUGAACGAAGAGAAGUCCAGGAAAGAGCUGGAAGAGCAAUUUCAGAAGCUGGAGCAUGACAUCUUGUUGGUGAAAAGUGACAAGAACCACCUGGAGAACCAGUACAAGACCCUGCAGCAGAAGAAUGACAUCAUGACAGAGAUGUACCAGCAGACGGAGAACGCUUUGCAGCAGAAGCUGACCAAGGAGGAGUUUGAGCGCCCCAACAAGGAAGACCGGCUGACGGAGAUGGACGGCAAGGCCCUAGAGGAGGAGGUCAAGGUGUGUAGGCAGCGCGUUAAGGAGAUCCAGGACGAGCUGAAAUGGACCGAGAAGUUCUACAAAGCUCAGAUCAUUGAGCAGGAGCAGAAAUCUCACGAGAACUGGGUGAUUGCACGCGCCACAGAGCGAGCUCUGUUCGACGAGAAGGAAACAACUAACAUUCGUAACUUACUGACUGACAUGUCCAGCAAGCUGAAGGAGCUCUGUAGGCCUCUGUUCAAGCCCACCCCUGGGAUGGCUCCCAUGCCUCUCCGACGAGGACCACGACCUCACUCUGACCCUCACGGCCGCCAUUACUCUCCGUACCACAAACACCCAGUGGCUGCUAGACCUGACACCAUGGCCCCACGUACAUCCUCACCAAGCAAUCUGGGCAGCUUGACCGCUUCACUAGAGUCACAGGCUGAGGCCCAGGCCUCCACAGAGAACCCAGAGGCAGUGAGUAUUAUGUUCGAGGCAGCGGUGGCAGGAAUGCGGAUGUGUGUGUGA